Molecule: messenger RNA, 1602 nt
Organism: Penicillium salamii
Lineage: Eukaryota; Fungi; Ascomycota; Eurotiomycetes; Eurotiales; Aspergillaceae
Source: the annotation of a GenBank genome assembly
AUGGAGAUUUUGCAAGCCUUUGGAAUCCACGAAAAAGUCACCAAACGCUGGCAGCCUGCGACAGAUGAAAUGCUAUGGCUACGAGGAAAGGACGAGAAACUCACGAGAACGGAAAGGCUCCGCGCCCAUCCUCCGUAUGGAAUCCGGUGGACCCAUGGCACACUACAACAGGGCGAGGUUGAGGAAAUUAUCAAGAGACGAGUGAAAAAGAUCUCAAGUGUCACUGUGGAGUAUGAUACCUCUCUCUGCGCACUGGACUUCGAGACUCAACAACUCUCUUCCCCCGAUGCAUACCCAUGCCUCGUUUCGCUCCAGUCUACGCGUGGGGGUGUCACACAGGUUGAGCGAGUACGGUCCAAAUAUGUCAUUGGAGCGGAUGGGGGCAAAUCAACGACCAGGGCCCUCCUAGGUUUUGACAUGCUGGGCGAACAAGGCUCUUCUAUCUGGGGUGUUAUGGACUUCAAAGGGGCAUCGGACUUUCCAGAUUUUGGUGCGACUUCUAUCAUCCGAAGUGAUAUAGAUGGAGCGGUGGACUUCGUUCGCCGUGAAGACGGCUUGGUACGCAUGUAUGUUGAGCUCAACAAGGGUCAAGGGUGGGAAAAUAUCAAGAGAGAAGAGAUUACCCCCGAGCUUAUUUCGAGCAAAUGUCGAUAUUUGCUGCGUCCAUAUACGUUGGAAGUAAAUGAGUGUAUCUGGUGGUCGGCCUUUACGGCAACCCAGCGAUUCAGCAAUGCAACAAGUAAGCAUCGCCAUGUCUUCCUUGUGGGGGACGCAAUCCACACGCAUUCACCUCUCACUGGGAUGGGCAUGAACACAAGCAUACAGGACUCCUAUAAUCUCGCCUGGAAACUUGCUGGGGUGAUCAAGUCGCAGCUAAAGCCAGAGAUACUAGACACCUACAGCAAGGAGCGAGGUCCUGUCGCACAGCAACUGCUCGAAGCUGACCGAACAUGUCUGGAGUUAUUUGCAACCCCUUUCGGCUCCGAGACAUCAUCGAUCUUGGAGAGAGCGGAAGAUCUGAUGACCUUCCUUGCGGGCCGUGGAAUCUGCUAUUCAGAUCCAUUCUUGACAUCAUCUUCUCUCCAAGAGUUGGGACUUUUCAAACCCGGAGUGACUCUUCCGGCAGAGAUCGUCACAAACCACGCGACAGGACGCUCAGUGUCAAUACACAAUUGUCUCAAAUCUGAUGGAGCUUGGUCUCUGAUUGUUUUUUCAGGGGACAUAUCCUGCCCCGAUCAAAUGAAGCGUCUCCAUGCCUGGGUGACAGAGCUAUAUGCAUCACCAACAGCCACCCUGCUCAAACUUUCGGGACUCCUCGACGCUUUGCUGGUGCACUGUGCCCCUUGGAACGCGGUAAAUCUGUCAGACUUUCCAUCCGUCUUCUUACCCAUGCAUGAAGUGACUGGUCGAGACUAUGACAAGAUCUACCUUGAUGAAGGGAACUUCUAUGUAGACGCUGGUCUGGACCGUAAGUCCGGUGGAGCCGUCCUCGUGCGUCCAGAUCGCCACAUUGGCUGGGUUGGCACUCUGGAUGGUAUUGCUUUCCUUGAGCAGUAUCUUUCUACCGUCUUUCAAGUUGGAACGCAAAGUUUAGAAAAAUGA